Malaya genurostris is the source of this 1992-nucleotide messenger RNA. Its product is annotated as sterol O-acyltransferase 1. Gene Ontology annotation, biological process: cholesterol metabolic process. NCBI's taxonomy places the organism in Eukaryota, Metazoa, Arthropoda, Insecta, Diptera, Culicidae. Bases 172 to 1914 code for a protein of 580 amino acids. The transcript has 5 exons. The record is from RefSeq and is a predicted model, not a curated record. Gene Ontology annotation, cellular component: endoplasmic reticulum membrane.
UCCAAGCAAGCAGGAGGAGGACCCUCGUAUGUUCAGUGUGAUGCUCAGAUUGUUUUUGCCUGCCGAUCAAUUAGCUGACUGAAGUGUACUGUUCUUAGUUUUUUGUUUUAAAUUAAAAGUUUUCAUUUUUGCCGUAUAGCGUUAGAGAAUCUUAAGUUUUUUGCAAACACGAUGAACGAUCCUACGAAAACUAGUGACAGUAGCAGUUCAGAAUUGAGCCCUUGUGGGACACCUGGUGUUGUGAGCAAUGGGAUAGAAAGGAGAGCUCAACAUGAGUAUAAGAAGGAGGUCGUGAAGGACAUGGCAAUCGACAAAAUGCGAGAAAAGAUGGAUACCAUCGUCCAAAACAUGGAGAAAAACGUCAAACACCAACUUGACUUGCUGGUUGAUGAUCUAGUCAAUGAAGUGAAAAUUUUCAACUUGAGAAACUACGAAUUACGGAAACUUUUUCGGGAUGCAAGUCCUUCUUCGCCUGUGUCGUCGGCAAUGGCAGUACAAAGCACCUCACAUCCAUCCGAUCGUCGACGUAGAAGAGUCGAUGGAAAACUACCGGAAAAGGAAUUCUUAGCAAGGAACUCUCUACUAACCGAUCUUUUUGAGGUUAAACACAUUAAAACAAUCUAUCACAUAUUCAUUGUGAUACUAAUUAUCAUGUUUCUGAAUACUGCAGUGCAUGAUUUUGUCGACCGUGGAAAUAUAAAUUUAGGUCUUCGUCCUAUCAUUACUGGAUUCGGUAAAUUUCAUAUCGGCUUACUUCUUUGGGGAUGCAUGCAACUGUCUGCGUUCAGUAUCUAUCCAUGCUAUACUGCUUGGGCUUAUAUUCAUCGGAUCAACAAAAGUAGCGAAUUUAGAAAAAUCGGUGAUGUAGGUUUCACUUUAGGUUUUAUUGUGUACCAAUGUCUGUUUAUUACUCUCGUGAUCAGAGCCGUCCUACACUACAACUUACCACCGGCAACAUCCAUAGCCGUUCUAAUGGAGAUGACUCGUUUUGCGAUGAAAAUCCACGCCUUCGUCCGAAGUAACGUUGCCCGUAGCUCAACGUCAUCAGGCAAAGCGUCAUCGGAGGAUAAACCAGCGUACGCUAGGACCGUACCGGCCUUUUCGAAGUUUGCUUAUUUUCUGUUUGCACCAACACUUGUGUACCGAGAUGAAUAUCCGCGUUCCAAACGCAUACGCUGGUCGGUAGUGUUUCGGCACGCUCUGGAAGUUCUGGGUGUUAUUUUUUACAUCAGUUUUAUCUUCGAACGAUUUCUGUCACCACUGUUCAAUCACUUCGGGCAUGAACAAAUCACAACCGGAAACUUUGUUCUAACAUUGUUCAGUUGCAUUCUGCCGGGUUCACUUUCUUUCCUGUGUGGAUUCUACUGUCUUUUGCACGCCUGGAUGAAUGGUGCGGCAGAAAUGUUUCGGUUCGCCGAUCGGAUGUUCUAUCGCGAUUGGUGGAACGCUUCAUCUUUUCCGGAAUACAUGCGUUCCUGGAAUGUCGUAGUUCACGACUGGCUUUACACCUAUGUCUACAAGGAUUCCGUUGAACACCUGUUCAAGAACUGCCGCCCGCUUGCAACCGUUCUGGUAUUCACCGUUUCGGCCGUGUUCCACGAAGUUAUUCUAGGGUUUGCAUUCCGAUUUUUUUAUCCUGUAAUGUUCGUGCAGUUCGAGUUUAUGGGCCUGCUGCUGAUGUUCGUAAUGCGUAACGUCAGCAAAGAUGUGGGAAAUAUUUUAAUUUGGUUGACUCUGUGUGUUGGCAACGGCAUCCAUUUGAGCUUGUACAACAUGGAGUACUACGCAAGGAGGAACUGCCCGAUCAGCGGUGCCUCGAUCACAGACUAUAUGAUCCCGGUGUCGUGGUCGUGUAAUGGAAUCUCACAUAAUCCAAACUGGACGAUUACUGCCCCGUGGAACAUGGGAUCAUAGCUGAUGGUAGUGGAUCAGUGUAAAAUAAUUUGUGAUUGCAAACGAUAUAAUAUAUCAGUAAGACUAUGUGAAACAUAA